Molecule: messenger RNA, 570 nt
Organism: Pelobates cultripes (western spadefoot toad)
Lineage: Eukaryota; Metazoa; Chordata; Amphibia; Anura; Pelobatidae
Source: the annotation of a GenBank genome assembly
AUGGACUGGGCCCACAGGGCGCUCCGACCACCGGCCCUAAACCCGGACUCCCCCAGGGACGUCAUAGUCCACAUGCACUUCUUCACAAUUAAAAAACGGAUCCUCAACCUUGCCAGAGCAACCCUUCCGCAACAUCAAGGGUCCCGCCUGGCAUUCUUCAAGGACCUGGCCCCAUCCACCCUGAAGAAAAGAGGAGACCUCAAACAACUUACCCUCAUGCUUAACCAUCUCGGGCUGCGAUACAUGUGGGGCCAUCCAUUCAAACUGAUCGUGAGAAAGGACAAUCAGACCCAUAUCCUGAAAAGCGCAACCGAAAUGACUCCAUUCGCUGAAUCACUGGGACUUACCAUCUACCACUCCAACAGUCCGAAACCCUGGGCAUGUACGGAAGACCGCGACCAUAAAGGGAGUGGCCUUCAGACUCCCCCCUCCAAACACCACGCAAGAUGGUCUCUGCUCAACCUGAAGACCAAGACUAAAAGCACAAGCAGAGCCGAACGACCAUGCCAGCAGACCCGGACCUACUGGAACUGGCUAGUUACCCCCCCAGCCUCCCUCUCCAAGCCCUAG